GAUGCGGCAACUGCUAACGGCUGCGGAGUUUAAACACCAGCCGCCGCUGCAGACGCCGAGCUCCCGGCGCGGGGAGCUCCCACGCUGGAAAAGCGUGAUGGAGUACCCAGUGACAGAAACUGGCUCACGUUUUACCUCAGGAAAUAAGAGACAUGUGAAAGACAAACGAAUUUCAAAGACUGCUAAGUUGAAUGUUUCACUUGCUUCAAAAAUCAAAACAAAAAUAAUAAACAAUUCUUCUAUUUUCAAAAUUUCUUUAAAGCACAAUAACAGGGCAUUAGCUCAGGCUCUUAGUAAAGAGAAAGAGAAUUCUCGAAGAAUCACAACUGAAAAGAUGCUAUUGCAAAAAGAAGUGGAGAAACUGAAUUUUGAGAACACAUUUCUUCGCCUAAAGCUAAAUAAUUUGAAUAAGAAGCUUAUAGAAAUAGAAGCACUCAUGAAUAAUAACUUGAUAACCGCAAUUGAAAUGAGUACUUUUUCUGAGUUUCAUCAGAAUACCUUUCUACUGCCCACUAGCAAGAAGAAACGGGUCAGUAAACAGUGCAAGUUGAUGCGUCUCCCAUUUGCAAGGGUUCCAUUAACUUCAAAUGAUGAUGAUGAUGAUGAAGAUAAAGAGAAAAUGCAAUGUGACAACAAUGUUAUGUCAAAGACAUCACCUGAUAGUUCCUCUUUGGUAUCAACAAGACAACAAUUAUCAGCUCAGUAUAAUUUGGAAUUGUUCUUUCCUAAAGAAAACAAUCAGAAUGUAUUUGGUUUAGAUGAUUCAGAACAUAUUUCUUCUGUUGUUGAUACACUUCCCAAAGAAAGCCAUUCCCAUUCCCACUCAGACAGAAGUUCCAAGAGUUCUCUAAAGAGUGAAAUGAGAAGUGCCCAGUUAAUCAGCCACAAAAAGGAGAAACCAUUUCCUAGUAAUAUAACUGAAAGGAAAAAACGUAUAUCAUCUCGGGAAUCAAAUAAUCCCUCUGCAGACAGUCCCUGUGUGAUAGAUUUAGGUCAACAGUGGAUUUCAAGUCCAGAAUUACGUUGGAAUAAUGAGAUCAAAGAUCCUACUAAUGAAGCAAAUAUUCCAGUGCAGAGAAGCAUACAAUGUCUUCCUGACUCAUGUGAGUCUGCUAGUGACCCUACUGCAGAGUGCAAGAAUCAAGGGCAGAGUAAUGAGGCCUUUCAGUUGCAGAAAACUGUGUAUGAUGCUGACAUGGAUUUAACUGCUACUGAAGUAAGCACAAUUGUUACAGUUUCAACAAGCAUUAAAAAUAAAAGUAAUGUAAAACCAAAUGAUUGUGGAAUAAAACCUUUCAGAAAAGUAAAAGACUCAAGCUCUGACAGAAAGAGAGAAGGACCAAAGAGAAAGUUUAGAAACAGUUCAGAUGUGGAUAUUGAAGACAAGAUAGGAAAUGGACCAGCAAAAAGAUCUGUUGUCCUUGAUGGCAAAGGGGAUUCAGAAGAUCCAAAUUUUAUUUUUAAUACUGAACAGCUGACUCAGUUGAACACACUGAAGAAAAUAACCCUUCCUAAUGGCUGUGAUCAAGAUGACAGACAAAGUACACGGUAUAAUAAAAAAAAGAAAAGAACACAUGUCACAAAUGAGCAAGAGGAAAUACACUCUUUCUCCCAAAGUUCAGAUAAAGCCCAGCAGGAGAGUAAAUUUGGUGUGGGUCAGACUUCUCUAGCUGAUAAAAAAUGUAAGGCUUCUAGACAGACAUUUGUGAUUCAUAAUUUAGAAAAAGGUAACUUAUUCCCAAACCAAAAGGAUAAAGAAACCACUUCUGAAAACCUGGAAGUCACAAAUGAAUUUCAAACAGCUGAUCUUCCCACCAAAGAAAACGGAAGUUUAUUUGAUUAUGAGACCCAGAAUAUGUUGGAUUUGAAAAGGCAUAUCACUGGAAUGCAACCUGCUCAGCAAAAUGAAUCAAAAAUAAAAAAGCUUAGGCAGAAAGUAAAUCGGAAGACGGAAAUAAUUUCUGUAAUAAACCAUAUUUGUGGGAAUGAUGCUAAAGAUGUGCAUGGCCUAGAAAAUGGUAACUUUUCCUUUGAAACCCAACAGGGUAAAGAAACCAUCUCUGGAAACCUGGAAACUUCAAAUGAGUUUCAAAAACCUUCUCUUUUUGCCAUAGGUAAUGGAAACCUGUGUGGUGAUGAGACCCAGAAUGUGUUAGAUUUGCAAAAGCAGAUCACUGAUGUGUGCCCUGUUCAUCAAAAUGAAUCAAAAGUUAAUAAGAACCUUAGGCAGAAAGUAAAUCGGAAGACAGAAAUAAUUUCUGAAGUGAACUAUUUAGAUAACGACAAAAAUCUGUUUUGCCCAGAGAAGAGCAACUCUUUUUUCCUAACCCAGAAGGAUGAAGAAGUUAUCCCUGAAAACCUGAAAGACCCCAGUGAGUUUCAAACACCUGCCCUUUCUUCCAAAGAUAGUGGAAACCUAUAUGACUGUGAUCCUCAGAAUGUUUUGGGGGUGAAAAAGCAAGUCCAUGAUAGGCAACCUGCUUGUCAAAAUGAAUCAAAAAUAGAUAAGAAGCUUAGGCAGAAAGUAAAUCGGAAGACAGAAAUAAUUUCUCAAAUGUACCAACUAUGUGGGGAUAAUGAUGAAGAUGUUCAUGGCCCAGAAAUCUGUACAAAAGUUCUUGACUUUGAAAUAAAUAAAUCUAAACAAAGACUUGAAUGCCAAAGUAUUACCAGUGGAUACUGUAUGGAAAGCAAUAGUAAUGAAAAGGAAAAUUGUGAUCAAGUUUCAAAUCCUUGUAAACUAGUUAAAAAGACUAGGAAAGAAUCAUCAGGCAAGACAAAGAACAUUUUGGCAAAAGGAAAAAACAGACCUAUUUUGCACUUAACAGGGUCUUCACUGACAUCUAUUUCCGUAGAAUCAGGUUUAAAACAUAUUAAUGAGGCAGAUUCUGAUCCUGGUAACCAAAAGGAACCACAUAAGAAUCCAGAGCAAAAAAGCACUACAAGUCUGAAUAAAAGAGGAGAUAUUCCUUUUGUGGAAGGAAUGAAAGGAGAGUGUCAGGUCAAAAAAGUAAAUAAAGUGAUGUCCAAAUCAAAGAAAAGGAAAACCUUCAUAGAUCCUUCUACAGGUAGUCAUGAAGUAAUGGACAUAAUAUCUGAUAAUGUUCAGGAAAUAACAGCUGAAUCUGAGCAAGGCAAUGCUGAAAAAAAUUUGGAAAAUGAGAAAAUUGGCAAAAUUCAGCCAGACUCUUACACAAAAGUGUUUAAAUCUUUAUCUCAGAUAAAUUCACCUAACAUACAAAAUACGUCCUUUAAUAGUAUGCAUGAGGGUUCAAUACCCUUGAGUAUUUCUUCUAGUAAAAAUCUGAUAAUAAAAGAAAAUUUUGUCCUGGAAUGCUCACCAAUCUUUCAAGUAAGUGAUGAUGUGGAUGAGAAGAUGAAAGGGAUGAAAUUCAAAGUCAACCGAAGAACACAAAAAUCAGAAAUAGGUGGUAGAACACUGCAGGACUUGACUAAUACCAGUUUCAUUUCAAAUAACAUAACUAAAUCGGAAAAUAAGUCAGAAGAUCUAUCUUUAGAACUGCCAAGCCGAAGAAGAAGGUGCACUCCUCUCUCUUUAAAAGAGCCAAGUCUCAAAGGGAAGAUGAGAAGAUGAGCUGAAUUUAUGCAUUCUGCUUUUCUGAAUCCUCAAACCAUAAUGAAUCAAAACAGACACAACUAGGAUCAAAGUGAAAGCACAUAACGAAAAUUUUUUUAUUUUCUUGUUUGUUUUCUGCCUUUUCAUAGAAUGUUGAUUUAUCCAUUCUUAUGUUUAGAUAGAUAUAUGUGCAUGAAAUAGCUACUUUGUAAUAUUAAAUUUUAAAAUCAUUUUGGCCAUCCUGUAACUUAUCUACCUGCUCAUUUAAGCUUGUCAAUCUACCAACCUUUAAUUAAACAGUAACUGUUAACCUUUUAAUAAAAUAAAAUGUAUUAUAAAUA
This is a messenger RNA of Manis pentadactyla (Chinese pangolin), 3918 nucleotides long. RefSeq names its product shugoshin 2 (gene SGO2). Gene Ontology annotation, cellular component: chromosome, centromeric region. The transcript is spliced from 9 exons. The record is from RefSeq and is a predicted model, not a curated record. The coding region runs from base 2 to 3595 and encodes 1197 amino acids. NCBI's taxonomy places the organism in Eukaryota, Metazoa, Chordata, Mammalia, Pholidota, Manidae.